This is a messenger RNA of Saprolegnia diclina VS20, 1775 nucleotides long. RefSeq lists its product as hypothetical. The transcript has 10 exons. Lineage: Eukaryota; Oomycota; Saprolegniomycetes; Saprolegniales; Saprolegniaceae. Bases 13 to 1722 code for a protein of 569 amino acids. Gene Ontology annotation, molecular function: metal ion binding; phosphatidylinositol binding. The record is from RefSeq and is a predicted model, not a curated record.
UUGGAAUUUGCCAUGUUCAAGUUCUGCCCCGAGUGUGGCGUCAAGUCGACGGCCGCGAGCUCCAAGUUCUGCUCCGAGUGUGGCUUCCGGUACGAGGCGACCGGUGGGCUGCCGCCGGCGGCGCCGGCCAAGAUGCUCGAUACGAGCUUCCAGCCGCCGCCGCCGCCACCGCCGCCGAUGGCCAUGCCCGUCUACAGCGACAUCCCGCAGGCGCGUGUGGUCAGCAUCGUCGUGCCCGCCGCCGCGACCGGCGCCGAAGCCCAAGCGCUCUAUGGCCAGUGCCUCGACACGAUCCGCAGUGCCAAGGGCGGCAGCAACGAGGCCGGUGUCCGCGCCUUCAAGGACAACUGCCGCGCGUACGGUCUCGGCGAGAUGAACGCAUCUGCGUUCCAUAGCUCGCUCGUGAAUGAGCUUGGCGGCUCCACGACGUCGGCGUUCUUGCCGCAGCUUGUGCGUCUCAUUCCGGACGAAGGCAAGCGCCGCGCCUUGCUCGAGUUCGACCAGCAGGCGCUCGGCGGCGACCGCGACUCGCUCUUUGGCGCGCCCACGUCCACCAACUCGAUCUCGUCGCGCUCGAGCUGGGAGAGCAACCCGGACACAGCGCAGUUCUCCAACUCGAAAGUGAACCCGAAUGCCAAGCCGGGCAUGCUCAACAGUCGCUACGCCGACCACCCGAACUGUGAUAUCUGCAACGUCUCGUUCACUGUGACGAACCGCCGUCACCAAUGCCGCUCGUGCGGGCUCUUUGUCUGCAACUCGUGCUCGCCCAUGAAGCUGCUCAUUCCCAUGGGCCAGCAAGUCCCGGGCGCCAAAGGCUACUCUGUGAGCGAGCCCCAACGCGCCUGCAUUCAAUGUGCGCCGCGCUUGCACCCGCUGCAAGACGAGCUGAUUCAACAAUAUGGCAGCUUUCAGAAGGACAACGAGCACAAGGCAGCCUUCCGCAUUCACGCCCCGUACAGCUCCAACCUGGAGAAGGAGUGCCGCAACGCCGCCGAUAUCAUUGGCAACUUUUUCCGAAACGAGUGGGGCGCCGACCAAGACCGCCGUAUUCCCGUAACCUUUCUCGAGAAGGCUCAAGGGCUGGCGAUCAUGACGGUCCUCCGCGUCGGCUUUCUUGUCUCGGGCUCGGCGGGCACUGGCCUUGUCGUGAGCCGUCUCCCGAACGGUCAGUGGAGUGCGCCGUCGGCCAUUGGCACCGUGGGUCUCUCGGGCGGCUUUGAGAUUGGUGGCGAGCUUGCUGAAAUCAUGAUCAUUCUCGGCUCGCAAGGCGCUGUCAAGGUCUUUGAGAAGCCCCAAGUCAACGUCGGUGCGGGUCUCGACUUAACCGUCGGGCCCUAUGGUCGUGCGGCAGCGGCCGCCGCCGCCGUCGGGCCCGCCGGUCUCGGAGCCAACUACAGUUACUCGCACAGCCGCGGUUUGUACGCGGGUAUCUCGCUCACGGGCACGGUGAUUGCGGCGCGCAAGGACCUCAACACCAAAUUUUACGGUCGCGAAAUCGAGCCCGGGCUCAUCUUGAACGGCACGGUCGAGCAACCGAACGCGGCGCGCCCCUUGUACGAGGCGCUGGAGCGCGCCAUGCAGGGUGUUGAAGAACACAAGAUGCAAGAUGCGCGGCGGUCGGAGAUUAUGGGGAGCUGCCGGUCGUGCGGCUGCCCGCGGUUUGUGCCGCACACGGCGCAAGUCUGGAACAAGAACUGCAAAACGUGCAAGCACAUUCACUAAGGCGUGACAACAGUAGUAUAUAUAAGUGUAUAUAGACAUGCGUUGUCGACUCU